AUGGGCCGUCCGAAGCGAAACGUCCUCGCUGCCGCGCAAGAGGCGCUGUCGCCGCCUGAUGCCCUGCAGCCCACGCAGGUGAUUGUGCGCGUCGUCAAGCCCGAGGGCAACAACCUGUACACGUGCGAGAUGCCAACCAAAAAGGCCGUCGUCCUCGAGCUCGCCCAGCGCUUUCGCAACACCAUCUGGAUCAAGCGUGGCGGAUACGUCCUGGCCGAGGGAUAUCCAGUGGGGACGCAGGACAGCAGGGCAAUUGGGGAAAUCAUCAAUGUCGUCCGGGACGAGAAACUCUGGCGAAAGCAACCAUAUUGGCCAAAAGAAUUUGUAAAGACAAGCCAAGAUCUCAGCGACGAGGAGAGCGACUCCAACGUAGGAAAGAUGCCUCCCAGCGACGACGAGGAAGAGGACGAGGAAUAA
Trichoderma aggressivum f. europaeum is the source of this 417-nucleotide messenger RNA. RefSeq lists its product as uncharacterized. The record is from RefSeq and is a predicted model, not a curated record. The transcript is spliced from 2 exons. The coding region runs from base 1 to 417 and encodes 138 amino acids. Lineage: Eukaryota; Fungi; Ascomycota; Sordariomycetes; Hypocreales; Hypocreaceae. Gene Ontology annotation, cellular component: nucleus. Gene Ontology annotation, biological process: translational initiation. Gene Ontology annotation, molecular function: RNA binding; translation initiation factor activity.